Messenger RNA from Sebastes umbrosus (honeycomb rockfish), 2479 nucleotides. RefSeq names its product trichohyalin-like. The annotation marks the transcript as partial. The record is from RefSeq and is a predicted model, not a curated record. Lineage: Eukaryota; Metazoa; Chordata; Actinopteri; Perciformes; Sebastidae. The transcript is spliced from 2 exons.
GGAAAUGCUCCAGAUAGAAUGGGACGAAAAGGAAGAGAUGCGUCUCAAAGCCUGUGAGAUGGAGAGUACACUUUCCCAGGAGACGGAGGCUUUGAGAAAUAACAAUGAAUCUCUCCAACACCAAAUUCAGGACCUUCAGGAAAUGCUCCGGAUAGAAAAACAGCAGAAGGAAGAUAUGCGUCUCAAAGCCUGUGAGAUGGAGCGUGAACUUUACCAGGAGAAGAGGGAGAAGGAGGCUAUGAGAAAUAACAAUGAAUCUCUCCAAUACCAAAUUCAGGACAUUCAGGAAAUGCUCCGUAUUGAAAGGAACGAGAACGAAAAGAUGCAUCUCACAGCUGUUGGAAAAGAGAAAGCACUUAUCCAAGAGCUGGAUGAAAUGAAAGAGAUGACCUCUGUCCAUGAUAUCCAGCUUCAGAAAAUGCUCCAGAUAGAAUGGGACAAGAAGGAAGAGAUGCAUCUCAAAGCCUGUGAGAUGGAGGGUAAACUUUCCCAGGAGACGGAGGCUUUGAGAAAUAACAAUGAAUCUCUCCAACACCAAAUUCAGGACCUUCAGGAAAUGCUCCGGAUAGAAAAACAGCAGAAGGAAGAUAUGCGUCUCAAAGCCUGUGAGAUGGAGCGUGAACUUUACCAGGAGAAGAGGGAGAAGGAGGCUAUGAGAAAUAACAAUGAAUCUCUCCAAUACCAAAUUCAGGACAUUCAGGAAAUGCUCCGUAUUGAAAGGAACGAGAACGAAAAGAUGCAUCUCACAGCUGUUGGAAAAGAGAAAGCACUUAUCCAAGAGCUGGAUGAAAUGAAAGAGAUGACCUCUGUCCAUGAUAUCCAGCUUCAGAAAAUGCUCCAGAUAGAAUGGGACAAGAAGGAAGAGAUGCGACUCAAAGCCUGUGAGAUGGAGAGUACACUUUCCCAGGAGACGGAGGCUUUGAGAAAUAACAAUGAAUCUCUCCAACACCAAAUUCAGGACCUUCAGGAAAUGCUCCGGAUAGAAAAACAGCAGAAGGAAGAUAUGCGUCUCAAAGCCUGUGAGAUGGAGCGUGAACUUUACCAGGAGAAGAGGGAGAAGGAGGCUAUGAGAAAUAACAAUGAAUCUCUCCAAUACCAAAUUCAGGACAUUCAGGAAAUGCUCCGUAUUGAAAGGAACGAGAACGAAAAGAUGCAUCUCACAGCUGUUGGAAAAGAGAAAGCACUUAUCCAAGAGCUGGAUGAAAUGAAAGAGAUGACCUCUGUCCAUGAUAUCCAGCUUCAGAAAAUGCUCCAGAUAGAAUGGGACAAGAAGGAAGAGAUGCGUCUCAAAGCCUGUGAGAUGGAGGGUAAACUUUCCCAGGAGACGGAGGCUUUGAGAAAUAACAAUGAAUCUCUCCAACACCAAAUUCAGGACCUUCAGGAAAUGCUCCGGAUAGAAAAACAGCAGAAGGAAGAUAUGCGUCUCAAAGCCUGUGAGAUGGAGCGUGAACUUUACCAGGAGAAGAGGGAGAAGGAGGCUAUGAGAAAUAACAAUGAAUCUCUCCAAUACCAAAUUCAGGACAUUCAGGAAAUGCUCCGUAUUGAAAGGAACGAGAACGAAAAGAUGCAUCUCACAGCUGUUGGAAAAGAGAAAGCACUUAUCCAAGAGCUGGAUGAAAUGAAAGAGAUGACCUCUGUCCAUGAUAUCCAGCUUCAGAAAAUGCUCCAGAUAGAAUGGGACAAGAAGGAAGAGAUGCGACUCAAAGCCUGUGAGAUGGAGAGUACACUUUCCCAGGAGACGGAGGCUUUGAGAAAUAACAAUGAAUCUCUCCAACACCAAAUUCAGGACCUUCAGGAAAUGCUCCGGAUAGAAAAACAGCAGAAGGAAGAUAUGCGUCUCAAAGCCUGUGAGAUGGAGCGUGAACUUUACCAGGAGAAGAGGGAGAAGGAGGCUAUGAGAAAUAACAAUGAAUCUCUCCAAUACCAAAUUCAGGACAUUCAGGAAAUGCUCCGUAUUGAAAGGAACGAGAACGAAAAGAUGCAUCUCACAGCUGUUGGAAAAGAGAAAGCACUUAUCCAAGAGCUGGAUGAAAUGAAAGAGAUGACCUCUGUCCAUGAUAUCCAGCUUCAGGAAAUGCUCCAGAUAGAAUGGGACAAGAAGGAAGAGAUGCGUCUCAAAGCCUGUGAGAUGGAGAGUACACUUUCCCAGGAGAAGGAGGCUAUGAGAAGAACCAGUGAAUCUCUCCAACACCAAAUUCAGGACCUUCAGGAAAUGCUCCAGCUCGAAAGGAACAAGAAUGAAGAGAUGCAUCUCACAGCUGUUGGAAAAGAGAAAGCACUUCUCCAAGAGCUGGAUGAAAUGAAAGAGAUGACCUCUGUCCAUGAUAUCCAGUUUCAGGAAAUGCUCCAGAAAGAAAAGGACCAGAAGGAAGAGAUGCAUCUCAAAGCCUGUGAGAUGAAGAGUGCACUUUCCCAGGAGAUGGACGCUAUGCAACAAAACAAUGAAUCUCUCCAACACCAAAUUCAGGACCUUCAGGAA